AUAUUCAUCAUAAACUGCAUUUUUUCGUGGCAGGUCACGCAAAUGUGGUCUUAAAGCCUAUGAACAAUUUUUGAUAAUAGAAUCAUAUGUCUCGGAUUGUCAGCGCAGAUCAACCAAUGAGCGCAGGACUCGGGCAUCACUCAGAGGGCGGGACUCGGACUGUAGUCCAAUCACAGCCCCUCGCAUUGUUUUGACCUCUGAAACCGCAUCACCGCCUACCUCGUGCCCAUGGCGGAGGAAAGCUAUAAAUAAAGGCAACACUGUAACAGAAGGGGGACGAAGUUGCAAAACUCCCGAGUAGGAGGGAGCUACAUUGCAAGCCUGCUGAAAGAGGAAAAAAACGCAAAAUAACCUUAAAAACAGAAACCGAAGCAAACGCCAAUCCUCCGAAAUCUUCAUGUACUGGAAUACUUUUUUGUAAUGUUGAUAAUAUAUUCUAUGUGAAGAAAGUAUUUAUACUUUUUUUCUAUUUGCACUAACUAACGGUACUUCAGAACUACUGAGAAUCUUUGUUUUUUUUUUUUGUUUUUUUUUUACAAAAAAGAAAUAAAUACCACACCCUGUGGAAAGACACCACUUCUAAGAAACCAGCACUUUUGCUUUUGAACCUGUUUUGAUCUGAAUUCCGGUUGCUUUCGCCAUCCUGCCUGGAGAGCAUCUGUGUUGCCAACCACGGAUAAACAAAGCAGACCUAGUGGACACAUUCAGACACACCUAAUCUUCACGCACCUGAUAAACUUCAGCAGUCAGCUAUGCAGCUUGAAAUCCAAGUAGCUCUCAACUUCAUCAUCUCGUACCUGUAUAACAAGCUGCCAAGGCGACGGGUCAACAUCUUCGGCGAGGAGCUGGAGCGGCAGCUGAAGCAGAAAUAUGAGGGACACUGGUACCCAGAAAAGCCAUACAAGGGCUCAGGAUUCAGAUGCAUCCACGUGGGGGAGAAAGUGGACCCUGUGGUGGAGAAGGCAGCCAAAGAGAGUGGGCUGGACAUUGAGGAUGUCCGCAACAACCUGCCCCAGGACCUCAGCGUGUGGAUUGACCCCUUUGAGGUGUCCUACCAGAUUGGGGAGAAGGGUCCCGUCAAAGUAUUGUAUGUUGACGACAGCAAUGAAAGUGGAGCUAACAGUGGGGGGAUUGAUCUGGACAAGGAGAUCAAGAACAGUUUCAAUCCCGACGCACAGGUCUUCAUGCCUAUCAAUGAGCCUGUGAAUGGCACCUCUCCGGGCUCCAGCUCACCCUCUCCUCCUUUCGGUCAUUCGGCAGCCGUCAGCCCCACCUUUAUGCCCCGCUCCACGCAGCCUUUAACCUUCACAACUGCCACCUUUGCCGCCACCAAGUUUGGCUCCACUAAGAUGAAGAGCAGUGGACGCAACAACAAUGGCAGCAGUAGUGCUGGGAACAAGGUUGCACGUACCUCUCCCACCAACCUGGGCCUGAAUGUGAACAGUCUCCUGAAACAGAAAGCCAUCUCCACCUCCAUGCACUCUCUGUACGGGUUGGGCCUCGGAACGCAGCAGCAGCAGCAGCACCAGAAGCCCUCAGCCCUGUCCCCCAAUGCCAAGGAGUUUGUGUUCCCCAGCCUGCAGGGCCAGGGCAGCCAGAGUGCUCUCUUCCCUGGGGACAGCUCGCUCAGCCUCAGCCCGCUGCAGUACAGCAAUGCCUUCGACAUGUUUGCGGCCUAUGGUGGCCUUAACGACAAGUCCCUUAUGGAUGGCUUGAAUUUCAGCUUGAACAACAUGCAGUAUUCUAACCAGCAAUUCCAGCCAGUUAUGGCCAACUAGUACACGUAAAGGUACUACUUAAGCUACUACUUCACACAGAAACGACCAGAGAUAAUGUGAUAGGGGGGAAACAAACACAAAUGCACAUUUUGAAAAAAAAAAAAGUGUAAACAAGAACAGAAUGUCAAGGAUAAAAGGAAAAAGUGACUUGUCAACUGUAAGAUCUAUGUUACGAGUCUUAAGAGCAUGAGCCCGAGGGUGAACUACUUUGCCCCCUUGAGUUAUACCUUUUUUUUUUUCCCCUAAAUGAUGAAGCUUGUAGUACAAGAUGUCCAAGCUUGGUUACCUAAACUUCAACAUGCAUCAUUGUUAUUUCUUUUGCCAACCAAGCACAAAAUAUUUUUUUUUAUGUGACUGUUUUAAGAUAUAAAAAAAGACAAAAAAAAUACCACCACAAGUCAUGGCCUCUUUCAGUAUUUAAACAUAACUGGACACAGCCAAUUUUUCAAGGAAUUGGCAUAAAUAAGUGGGAUUUCCUGGUCUUUUUUCUAAUUGUAUAAUUUAAUUUAGUACAGAGUUUGUAAAAUAUCAGAGUAUCUAUUGUUUCUACGACAUGGUAUUGCAUUUAUAUCUUUUUACUACUCCAGUGAUCUGUGAUGGCUGCAGCAACUUUAUGUUUUCUUUUUUUAUUGAAAUUAUAAAAUGAAUCCAUCUUUAAAAAAAACAUUGACUAUUCUAAAGAUUGUGUACAGAAUAUUCCGUAGUGGUGGGAUUUAAGAAUAUUUGCUUUUUUUGAAAAACAUAAGAGUUGUAUUUUCUGUUAAGAGUUUAAAGAUUUUUGCUAUAUUAUGGACAAAAUGUAAUCGUAUAUUAAUUUUGUACCUACAUUGUGCAAUACUUGAUAAAACAAACGGUAUAACAAAGUAUUCGGAGUCAGUGUCUUACAUGUUAAGAGGGACUGAUAGUUUAUUAAGUUUGUAUUAAAAAGCUUGAAAAUAA
This is a messenger RNA of Thunnus maccoyii (southern bluefin tuna), 2717 nucleotides long. It is a transcript of the gene tob1a, whose product is annotated as transducer of ERBB2, 1a. Gene Ontology annotation, cellular component: cytoplasm; nucleus. Lineage: Eukaryota; Metazoa; Chordata; Actinopteri; Scombriformes; Scombridae. Gene Ontology annotation, molecular function: transcription corepressor activity. Gene Ontology annotation, biological process: regulation of gene expression. The transcript has 3 exons. The coding region runs from base 753 to 1778 and encodes 341 amino acids. The record is from RefSeq and is a predicted model, not a curated record.